Molecule: messenger RNA, 3218 nt
Organism: Xenopus tropicalis (tropical clawed frog)
Lineage: Eukaryota; Metazoa; Chordata; Amphibia; Anura; Pipidae
Gene: dnajc12
Product: DnaJ heat shock protein family (Hsp40) member C12
Exons: 5
Coding region: 110-673 (187 amino acids)
Source: RefSeq, a predicted model, not a curated record
CAUUUGAAAAGGCAGGUUUGGGAGCAGGGCGCUCGGAGUGCAGCAGCUGCAGGGGUUUGUGUUGCUUGGUAGCAGCUAUCUGUCAGUGUGAGACUGUCAGCCUGACUGGAUGGAUUCUAUUGGGAACUGCAGCAGCAUGGAGCCUGACUAUUACUCCCUGCUUGGCUGUGAUGAACUCUCCACGGUUGAACAGAUUCUGGCAGAGUACAAAGUGAGAGCGCUUGAAUGCCACCCAGAUAAACACCCGGGAAAUAAAAAAGCAGUGGAAGAUUUCCAGAGACUUCAGCAGGCCAAAGAAACUCUUACCAAUGAGGAAAGUCGCGCUCACUAUGAUCAGUGGCGAAGGAGCAAAAUUCUGAUUCCUUUCCCACAGUGGGAAGCGCUGCAGGAUUCUGUUAAAACUUCAAUGCACUGGGCAGUGCAGAGUAAGAAAGAGCCAAUGCUGGAGGCUCCAAAUGCCGAUCCUUUCAAGAUGCCUGAUAAGGUUUCUUCUACCUGUGAUGACAAGAAAAAUCAAAGUGAUUUGAUGGACAAAAGCCAAGAAGAUGAUGAAGUGUUGUCACCUAAGAGCCCUGAAGAAAGUGUGGACACACCCUACAACCUUCUUCGCUUCCGAUGGUCAGCAGAAGCCCCUUCCGACCUUCUUCGAAAAUUCAGGAAUUAUGACAUCUAAACACAUCUCCAAAGAUAUUUAAUACUCUCUGUUUUUCCUACUGUUCUCUCCAUAUUAUUGUGAAUAAUAUUUAUAUUUUAUCUGCAUUAUAUGUUAUAAUAAACGUUGCUAGCGUUUGCUAGUGUUGUAUUGUGUUAGCCACUAAUCAAAACAGGAUAAUGUCGAGAAAGUGAUGCCUUAAUUGGCUAAAUUAGUAGAAUAAAAUCCUUGUAUCUCUUUCACCUCUUCCUUCAGGCAUGGUAUAUAAAUAUCCAGCAAAAGUGGUCUAAAAAGUCCCCAAAACUUGUAUUUUAUAAUCUACUAAAUUAGCCACUUUCCUACAUUGUCCUGUUAUGAUAAACUUUGGUGGCAGAAACUGCUUUUGAGGAAACGACCUAUGAAAUGCUGAGUUUCUGAAAACUGUGUCUAAUAUCUUUUGUUACACUGCCUAAAAUGUUAUAUUCAAUAUAUAUGAUAUAAACAGAAGCAUAAAAUAUUUAACCAAACUAACCUAUCAAAUUAAUGCUGGGGAUAACUUUGGGGUCAUGGCAGUUACAUUUCGCAGACUUUUACCAAUUACCUUUUAAGUAAUGUUUUACCUCCGUGCUAAGCUGACACCCUUCCCACAGGUGCUCUUCCCCUCAGCUUAGCCCCUCUGCACAGAUGCUGUACCCAGAACAGGAAAUACUUGGUACAACCGUAGUUGCAUUUAGGGCUGCUUUAUGUGAAAACUUGUACAACAGCCCUAAGACUUUUAGGCCAACAAACUGCUGUGUCUUUAAUUUCAUUUUUAAUCAACCAAAUGAAUAGAAUACCAACUAUAAUAGCUUUUCUGCUGUGUUUAUAUUUGAGGUUUGGUUCCAUGUGACUGGCUUGUGCAUAUCAUGUUUGUUGUUUCUGCAACAGAAGGAUCAGGAUGGAUAAAUAAUCAGAAAGGAUGAGAUCAGCCAAAUGUUUAGAUUUGUUACUAAAGCAUAAGACUGUCCUUAUAUCAACCUAUAAUUCAUGUAAAAUAACCUGAGCAAACCCUAUAUUUGUGGUGUUUUGGAUUUUAAAUAUCCAACAGAGCCAGCCCCCUUCUGUAAGCCUGCGGGUAAGGCAUCUGUGCAGGGUGGCAUCAGCUGCAACAAGUUCACUGUGCUCACCGCUAAGCUGAGGAUGGCCAAGACCACAACUUGUGGCCAAUAUAUUUAGGUACUGAAAUGUGGCGUGUAAACAAAGCAUUUGCCCAGAAGGGGGCAUUAAGGGAUUCCCAUAACUAUAAGCACAGAAUUUCAGUUCAAUGUAAAGACCAUAAUACAAAGUUAGAAGGCAAAAUUUGUUUUUAUUUCAAAUAUCCUAAGAUCACAUGGAGCAUCGUUGAAGCUUAUUUUGGGGUUAAAAUCCCCAAAUAAGCACCAUGCCCUGUAUUAGUUGAAAAAAGGCACUCUGUCAGUUAAAAUUGUAGACUUCUUAAAUUUGUGAAACUCUUCACUGGUUACUUAAAUGUAAGGAAAGGCGAUGUCCGACCCCAUAAGCAUUAUACCUUAAGUUUCAUAUAUACAUAUCUAUUUUUCUAGGUUCAGUUUGUUGUCAUUUUUGUUAUAUAUGGAAGAUGUACUAACAUAUUAUUACUUCAUACUCUAUUUAUAAGUAAGUAUUAUUAUUAUUUAUGUUUAAAUGUUCAUUAAAAUUCUUCCAUAGAUUAUUCUGUGCAGUGAGCCUUAUACAGACUGCAACACAUACUAUCCUGUACUUAACCAUAUUAUUAAGGGUUAAAGCAUGCUGGGCUGUAGUGCAGCAAGAUGGAGUCUUAAAGUUACAGUGCUUGAUAUAUGUUUCCCCAACCCUUCAGUGCCAUUGGCUGAGUGAGUGCUAGAGAAUUCCUCAGUAAGGAUUCUGCCAGCUCUGUAUAAACCUAGAUCUCUAUUCUCUGCUUAUAGGUGUGCUGGCAGGGAUGAUCCUUUUACAUCUGUAAGUAGCUUUGGGGCAAACUAGCACGCACAGUGGCAGAAAAUUAUUAAAGGUUUACAUCCCCUUUAAAUAGUUGUUGCCCGUUUUGAUAUUCUGUAUAUCUCUGUACAGUCAUGUUGUGUGAGCAGGGAAAUCGGUGCCCUGAUGACAUGAAUGAUUCCUGUGUGGAUGACACAUGAGUAUUAGUGUUCCUACCGAAAGAAUGAUUUAUAAGGGUGAAGACACACACAUACACGGCUACUAAAACAGACAAUGCUGGUCAUUUACUGAUAACUGUCUCUAUGUGUGUUUUAGCAGAGGCAAUUCUCAGUAUUGUCUAUGGCAGGGGAUUUUCUGGAGUUUAUUCGCCGUUAAAAGUAGCUCCGUGUGUCUUUACCCUAAGAGAAUGGAACUGCCCAGCUGUGUUUGUCACCAAUGUGGUUCUGCUUCUUUUAUUCCUGGGCAAAUAAAAUGAAACCAAAAUGCAGGAACAGGCAGAUCAGUCUCUCACUGCCCUAGUGUCCCUUUGUGUUUUACCCAUUAUUAUGUGUACAUUCUACUGCUCAGUAUUGUAUUGAAGUAAAUGCUUAUUGGUAUGCAUCAUAUUGUGCAAUAAAGUCACUGAGACCAAAUA